This is a messenger RNA of Entamoeba invadens IP1, 1230 nucleotides long. Its product is annotated as heat shock cognate HSP70 protein, putative. Gene Ontology annotation, biological process: cellular response to unfolded protein; protein refolding. Gene Ontology annotation, cellular component: cytoplasm. The record is from RefSeq and is a predicted model, not a curated record. Gene Ontology annotation, molecular function: misfolded protein binding; ATP hydrolysis activity; heat shock protein binding. Lineage: Eukaryota; Evosea; Mastigamoebida; Endamoebidae. The transcript is spliced from 2 exons. Bases 1 to 1230 code for a protein of 409 amino acids.
AUGAGUGACUCCAUGGACAACUAUAUUCAAGUUGGAAUUGAUAUUGGAACAACCAAAUGCUGCAUUUGUGCUGUUGGUCAGGACGGGAUAUUAACAGUUCUCGAAGUAGACAUGACGAAAUUAGACCACAAAGAGCUUCUCCCAUCUUAUGUUUCAUUUAUUCCAAAUCAAGUUAUUGUUGGUGAAGCUGUGAAGAAAAUGACACAAACAAGCAAUGUGUUGUAUGACCCGAAGCGCCUACUUGGUCUUUCUCUUGAAGAAAUACCCGAAGAUGAAAAGAAAUCGUUUACAUUUGAUAUUGACGAGAUAGAUAAUCAUAUAGUGUAUAUGGUUGACAUAGGGAACAAUGAACCUGAGCCAUUUCGCCCAGAAGAAGUAACUGCUUUUCUUGUUCAAAGACUUCUUGCGAAACUGGAGGAGAUACUUGAGUACAGAAACAAGAAAAAGAAAUAUGUUGUGACACAUCCCGUUUCAUUCAAUGAGAACCAAAUCAAUUCUGCUGAAAUGGUAAUGCAUCUUGUCGGAAUCACAACAUUCAAAUUUUUACCAGAACCAAUUGCUGCACUACUAAGCAUGAAGACGAUGAUGAGUGAGAUAAAAGUAAAUGAGAAGGUUGUAGUUAUAGAUUAUGAAGCAAGUGUUGGUGAUUUUAGUGUUGGUGGAAAUGCUGUUGACAGAGCAGUGAGUGAAUUGAUCAUUGCUAAAACAGCGAAUAUAGAAGAUUAUUCCACGUACUUUUCAGAGCCAAAACAUGCGCUUAUUACUGAAAAAAUAGCUUACCAAAAGAAGAAGGCUCGACUUCGGGUAGAGUCAGAGAGAGUGAAGAUACUCCUUUCGUCAAAUGAAGUUGUUGAAGUCAAUCUCUCCUUUUUAUUUGAUUUAACUGAAGGAUAUGUGAUGGAAAUUAGUAGGGCUGAAAUGAAUGAGAAAUGUAGUGAUUUAUUUGAAAAAUAUGUUAGGUGCAUUAAAAAAACGCUUAUGAUAUGUAAUAUUAAUUCCAGAAGCAUUAAGAAAGUGAUAAUGACUGGUGGUGCGUCUGAAAUCAUUGCAUUACAAGACCAAGCAAAAUUGAUAUUCAAAGAAGCUGCAGUAUUUGUUGUUGACACGCCCGAGUUGGCUGUUGUAAAAGGUGCCUCAAUGUAUCAUAAGAAAGAAAGAAAGAAAGAAAUAAUCGCUUGGAUAUUAUUGAUAGAAUACAUUGUUCGUUUAUUUGUUUUUAUUUGCAAAUAA